AUGAGUGCGUGUUGUCGCCGAGGCCUAAUCAAGAAGCAACAAGAAGAAGAAGCAUUAGCCAGACUUCCGCUCAACACGCUAUUCAUCGUUCAUUGGAUCCGAUCCGACCCUCCUCCACAAAACGACUUCCACUGGGGUUACUACUUCCAUACUAGUACAAUGGACGGCACCGAAUAUCAUAUGCGAAACCUCGGCGGAGGUUGGAUACCCGAUCACGGCCCUACCGGUGGUUUUUUCAAAUCGAAUUUCUUGUGUGUCCUUGUGCAAGUCGCCAUCGUUCCAGGGACCGUCUAUGGUGAGCUUGAUCGGAUAAUGAGACCGCAUGAUGGGGAUGUCAACAGCAUACCUGGAGUUACCUGUCGUGUGUUGUUGAUGAGGAUCCUAGAGAAACUCACUGAGCAAAGCAUUGUUCGAUGCAGAAAUUUUGACGCUCUAUUGCUGGAGUGCAUGGCGAUCGGAAACCAGUAUAGCGCAAGCGCUGCCAUCAACCAACAGCCACGGCCGGUUGUGAGAUCCAGGCUGUGCCUCUGA
Penicillium vulpinum is the source of this 531-nucleotide messenger RNA. RefSeq lists its product as uncharacterized. The record is from RefSeq and is a predicted model, not a curated record. NCBI's taxonomy places the organism in Eukaryota, Fungi, Ascomycota, Eurotiomycetes, Eurotiales, Aspergillaceae. The transcript has a single exon. Bases 1 to 531 code for a protein of 176 amino acids.